GUGUGCCGCACACGGCCGCCAGAGGGCGUAGACCAGCGGGGAUGGGGCCUGGUCGUUCAGCAGUGGCGGGUGGUGAGUGGUGGUUGCGGCCCUGUCUGCCAGUGACAGAGAGAGAGGGCAAGGGCUUGCGUGUCCGCUAUGGACAGGUUCGCGUGGACUACCGGAUUGCUGGAGCUGAGGGAGACGCUAGUGGUCCAGCAGCGUGGCGUGCGCCUCUACGACGGGGAGGAGAAGGUGAAAUUUGAUAGUGGAGUAUUACUACUUAGCACACACAGACUGAUCUGGAGGGAUCAGAAGAAUCAUGAGUGCUGUAUUGCUAUACCUCUGUCUCAGGUUGUCUUUAUUGAAGAGCAAGCUGCUGGCAUAGGAAAAAGUGCUAAAAUAGUAGUUCAUCUUCAUCCUGUGUCUGCAAUCAAGGAGCCUGGUCCAUUUCAAAGCAGCAAAUAUUCCUACAUCAAACUUUCUUUCAAAGAACAUGGGCAGAUUGAGUUCUAUAGACGAUUAUCAGAAGAAAUGACACAAAGGAGGUGGGAGACCAUGCCUGCUGGUCAGACCAUUCAAGUUAACAAGGAUCCGUGGGCAGGAAGAAUAAGGGCUGUAGGAAUUGUAGGGAUCGAAAGGAAAUUAGAGGAAAAAAGAAAAGAGACUGACAAAAACAUUUCUGAGGCUUUUGAAGACCUUAGCAAGCUGAUGGAGAAGGCUAAGGAAAUGGUGGAAUUAUCCAAAUUGAUAGCUAAUAAGAUUAAAGAAAAACAAGGUGACAUCACUGAAGAUGAGACUAUUAGAUUCAAGUCUUAUCUACUGAGUAUGGGUAUAGCUAAUCCAGUUACAAGGGAAACAUAUGGAUCCGGUACACAGUACCACAUGCAACUGGCAAAGCAACUGGCUGGAAUACUGCAGAGACCAUUAGAGGAGCGAGGAGGAAUCAUGUCUCUUACAGAAGUGUACUGCCUGGUAAAUCGUGCACGAGGAUUAGAGUUGCUGUCACCAGAAGAUUUAGUAAAUGCUUGCAAGAUGCUGGAGUCACUGAAAUUACCGUUAAGACUUCGGAUAUUUGACAGUGGUGUGAUGGUGAUUGAACUCCAGUCUCAUAAUGAAGAGGAAAUGGUAGCUUCUGCUUUAGAGACAGUGUCUGAAAAGGGUUCUCUCACAGCUGAUGAGUUUGCCAAGCUGGUGGGGAUGUCUGUUCUGUUAGCCAAAGAAAGGCUACUUCUUGCUGAAAAGAUGGGCCAUCUUUGCAGAGACGAUUCAGUGGAGGGCUUGAGAUUCUACCCAAAUUUAUUUCUGACACAAGGCUGAUGCAGUUUGUGUACAGCUUGCUCUGUAACUGUUGAACAAGAGAGCAGAGGGCAUAACCUUUCCGACAACUGACUUCAAAAUUUUUAUUUUUGUAAGUCAACUGCAACAAAUGAACACUGCAAUGCUUCACAGUUCUCAGGUAUUUCAAGUGCUGAAUCCUCCUUUGUGGAACUGAGAGGAGGUAGGAAUCGCUAAGUCAGAAGCAUGUUAAUUGUCUCACACCAGCUAGCUCAUGCUUCAGGUCUUAUUUGAUGUGCUCUCUGUAGUUUCUCAUUUCAAGAGAAGUCAGAGGAAGAUUCCACACAAGUGAAAGUGGAGAGAAUAUCCCUGUAGUCUGCCAUGAGGGUCAGCACCCAGAAGACAGGUUACUGCAUACUCCAGUUUCAGUUUGUUUAUGUCUAAAGUAACAAAGCAGACAUAUAUCUGCAGUGAUGAAGAGUCUUUGGUGUGUACUGAGGUAUAAGGAACAAAUCCAGGUAGAAUAACCCCAUCUCCUUGAAGUGCUGAACAGUUUUCUAACAGAGGAUUUUUGUACUUUGAGGCAGAACCAGCUGCAGGAGAUAUUAACAUGAGCUAUGUGAAUCAAAAACACGGGGUUUAUUUUGCCCUGUGUUAUGCUAAUAUCUCAGAUGGAAGUACUGUUAGCACAGACUUCCUCUCUUCUCUUUCCAUGCCAUCUUCCUUUCUGCCUCAUUAUGUUGCACUUCGUGUGCUCUUUCUCUAUCCUCCUUUUAUGUAGCAGAGUGUAGUAGCCUCCCAUCACUCCAUAAGACUCUGCUUUAAUGUGCUUGAUUUUUAUCUUGUGCUUCUAAUGAGAGAUCACUUGUUCAUCAGCCCGUUACCUGCUUUGGACCAACAGUUCAUUUGCUUAUAUCGUGUAUGUGAAAAUUAACAUGAUGUCAAUAUUGAAGGGAGGAAGAAGACUACCACUCUGUUUAUUUGCCAAAAAGUAUUGUGUCAUUUGGUAUUCCUUACCUUGUGUUCACGCUGAAUGCAAUUUGAUAGUCUCAGUUUUCAUAACUCCAGUGGAGUUGUCACAUUACUUGAAGAUCUGCUGUCAUGGUAAUAAUGGUAACUGGAUGUUUAUGAUCUACAUGACCUAAAUUUUUGUGUUUCGAAUUAACCAGUUUUAAUAAAUUCAUCCAAGGUAUGGGCAAGGACAACAUACAGGUAACUGCAUUGUGGUUGUAAUGGAUAAUUUAAGCAUUACAAAAAAGGAAACUUAGGCUUUUAAGAUCCUGAAAAUAUUUUCAGAACUGUAAGUGUUACCACAGAUAAAGGUUAAGAGCCUGUCAAUAAGAAGUUGAAUGCAGAGAUCCCCACAGUAAUGAUGCUUUUGGUUCAUAGGAUCCUUAUUUAGAUACAGCAAAAUGUGACCUCUUAUGCUUAUCAUGAGCAAACUCUUAUGCAGUGCUUUCUUUAAGGCAGUUUUCCUGUUUUAUGAAGGUGCUAAAACUAAUGUAUUUGACACAGCUGAAGGAAAUGAUUGCAUACUAUCCUUACUGUGUUGAUGACCAUCUAGUAUCAUCUCUCCAGGAGUCUUAGGGCUUGCUGCUUCUCUUUGUCCUGCACAUAACCCACAGGAGAGAUCUAUGUGAGGUACACAAAGCAUCAUGCAUCUAAAGAGGGACUGAAAAGUGAGAAAUCAGAAUAAAAAAUGUGGUUUAUGUCAACUGUUUAUUUUGCCUGAUACCCAAACUUGUCAAGGAAGAUCAGUGGUUUAUGGGUCUGCACUUGUGCCCACAGGGGGGCAUUUCUUCUGCAGGAAGAACAAAGACAGAAAGGAAAUGCCACAUGUAAACUCCUAGCCUCCACUGCUCCACCCUGAGUAUUUCAUUAUCAUAAUUAAGCAAUAACGAUCCAGUCUGCUUAGAAUGGUGGUACCUUCUUGAGUUUUUCUUUCGCAAGAGUUUUCAUUGACUUUUUGCCUACAGGGAAGAAAUCUAUAGGGUAAAUUGUAUAGCUGGUUUAGAAUUUAAACACACAUAAGAGAGAAUGACUACUAGAAAAUAAUAAGAAGUAAAAGAUUUUCCUAAAUUGGCUGCUCUGUCAUUUUUUUUUCUUUCCAAAAUGCUAUGGGGAGCUUUGAAAUCUUUACACUUCAAAAUCUUGUAGUUCUAUGAAGCAGGCUUUUAAAGCACAUCGUAUUUUUGCUGUCUUAUUUUGUACCUGAAAUGGUGCAAGAUACUUUUAAAAUAAAAAUAUUAAAUGUAAUUUAUGUACCCUGAUUAUGUUGCAGGGUUGCCUGUCAUAGCCAGAACAAAACUACAGGCAUUUAUGCAAGCACCAGUUUCAUGAGGAAACCAGUCUGAGUCUGAGCUAAGCACACAUCCUGUGCUAGCACCAGAGAGGUGUUUGACACAUUCAGAUGUGUUUUCCCAGCUGAAAGACAACAGAAAUCACCUAUCUGCUACCCCACUGACCAGCUGGGCAAACAAAUGGAAUGACACAUUUACAGGUGCAUGGUAUUGUGGAUGGAUGUGGAGUGGUCCUAAGGUGUCAUUGCAGAGUCCUGUUUCCAUUGGUACUAUCAGCAAAAAAUAUGUUUAUGGUAUUGAAGUGGGAUUACAGGAGAGAGGUAAAUACAGAAGCUGCCAUUCUCACAGAUCGUUGCAGUUUACUACUGAAGGUACCUACAUGAACCUUCCAUGUUUUGAUUAUUGCUGGAAUAUUUGUAUCAUGAUACAUGAACAUGAUCUCAUUUUGCCAGGGCUGUCCAGUUACACAGACCUUUGAAAGGACUGUUCAAAAAGUGCUUGCUUUUUUAUGGAGCAGCCUUAAAUUAUGAUUGUUUUUAUUUUGAAAAUAGGCCUUUUUAUACCUCUGACAGGAAAUGGAUGUUGCUGACAAAUCUCCCAUCUUUCCCAUUUCUCCUCUGCCUUUGUUUUCCAGAAAAUUAUAUUCAGCCUACAGAAACGUGACUAAACUGAACCAUGUUUCUGAAGUGCAAACAUUUUUUUCUUCUCUCUCUCCACCCUCCCAAGAUAUAUAUGUAUAUAUGCAUAUUUGGAGGUCUUCAGAAGUCAUACUCGGUUCUUCUAGGAAUUCUACAGUUUGUCCAAAGGCCUUACUGUGCUUCAUGUAAGAAGAUCCGUGAAUUCAUCAGGGCACUAGUGGGAGAUGGUGACCAUCUGUUGCCACCAGUAGAAGUUCAUGACUUGGAAGUUCUCAUUUGCAAAUGCACAGUUCUUUCAAAAUACCUACUGAAAAGGCCGAUUCUACAUUUUUUGUGGAUGUCAUGUGAAAUCAUUGCUUUCCUUGAGAGGAACCCCCUCUUCAAUGUGUUUUUGUGGUUGGUUUGUUUUUAGCUGGAUUCAUAAAUUCCCUAAUUCUCAGUGCUUCAGGCAUUGACAUGAAAUGUAAGACAGCUUAGUUCCAGGUCAUCUAGAUCAUUUUCUGCUGGGAAGACUUUGGUUAUCAUUUUGUUCUCUCCCGAGAAUAGACUGCAAGUACAUGCUAAGGGGAUGUUCUUAGCAUGUCUGUAGGCAAUAUUUAUUCUUAUUUUAUAGAAACAUGUAAGUACUUUUUGGUGCAGAGGCCCAGGUGUCAUACCUCCCAGGGAGUUGUCCUGGCCAGCAGGUUUGAGAGCAUUUUUUCUUUGUGCAGAAUUGAAGCAUUAUUCAAACAUUAAAGAAACACCAAAACAUGUAAGGAGUUUGUAAGGAAACCUCAGUUUCAGACAACCCCACAGUCUGCUAGUUAGCACAUGUUUGUGAGAGGUAGACCUGACAGAAACUACCCUGCUUCAAAUCCCCACGCCAGACCAAAGAUCAGUCUCAGUUUCCAACUGGACUGUGAAUGUCAUGACCUCAGGUUUCCCCUGAUGAAAGAAUAAAGUCCGCCACGGUCACAGCAGCAAUGGGCAGCAAGUUCAAGGUAAAAAGGGCUGUACUGCUGAAGUAGUCCAGCACUUUUGUAAAUCUAGUCAUGGUCUGGGCACGACACUCAGGAUAUUUAGAUGAUUUGCAAUGUCUUGUUCAAAGUAUUUUAUAUACUUGAGGAGUUUCACUUAGCAGAUGUUAGGAGGAAGUUCUUCACAGAGCAUGAUUUACCAUUGGAAUGGGCUGCCCUGGGAGGUGGUGGAAUUGCCAUUCCUGGAAGUGUUCAAGAAAAGACUGGAUGAGGCACUUAGUGUCAUGGUCUAGUUGAUUGGAUAGGGCUGGGUAAUAGGUUGGACUGGAUGAUCUUAGAGGUCUCUUCCAACCUGGUUGAUUCUGUGGUGAAUUCUCAUCAAAGUGAUUGCAGGGAGUAAAUAAAGGAGGGAAGAGGUGUAAUCCAAAUGCUGUGCCAUUUUAUGUUUGAAGUCAACAGUCAAACAAGUUGGUGGUCCCGCAUCACUUGCUUCACACAUGCAGAACAUUCCCAGAACCUUGAAGACAAAACUCGCUAUUUUAUUUUAAUAAAAAAAAAUGCAGAAGGA
Messenger RNA from Pogoniulus pusillus (Red-fronted tinkerbird), 5719 nucleotides. It is a transcript of the gene VPS36, whose product is annotated as vacuolar protein sorting 36 homolog. Gene Ontology annotation, molecular function: ubiquitin binding; phosphatidylinositol-3-phosphate binding. Gene Ontology annotation, biological process: protein transport to vacuole involved in ubiquitin-dependent protein catabolic process via the multivesicular body sorting pathway. NCBI's taxonomy places the organism in Eukaryota, Metazoa, Chordata, Aves, Piciformes, Lybiidae. Gene Ontology annotation, cellular component: late endosome membrane; ESCRT II complex. The record is from RefSeq and is a predicted model, not a curated record. Bases 139 to 1299 code for a protein of 386 amino acids. The transcript is spliced from 14 exons.